Rubroshorea leprosula is the source of this 485-nucleotide messenger RNA. The record is from the annotation of a GenBank genome assembly. Lineage: Eukaryota; Viridiplantae; Streptophyta; Magnoliopsida; Malvales; Dipterocarpaceae.
AAUUUCUCUUUUUUAUUUGGAGUUUAAUUUUGCUACGUGUUCAAAUUACAGAUUUUCAAUGAGUUUAAUUCUAGAAUUCUGAUGAAGUCAACAUCUUCGGUCUUUAGAAGAGUAACCUUUUUUUUUUUUUUAACAUGUUUACAAGACUGGAUUCGUAUCGUUGCUUAGGGAAGAACAAUGCACUUCAACGUGAUUGAGUCCGAAAGCUCAAGUGCUUAGAGGAGUGACUAAAAACUACCUUUUUAUGGGAAUAGUUGGAUUCACCUUUGUACUUCAGAUAAUCAUCAUUCAGUUUCUUGGAAAGUUUACCUCAACAGUGCGACUUGACUGGAAGCUAUGGCUUGCAUCUCUGGGCAUCGGCCUUUUCAGGUUGGUAUUCUGUUUUACGCCGUAGAUAUGCUUUGACACCUUCUGGGUUGUUAUUUUAAUGUCUUAAACUCGUAUUGGUACACAACUGGGUGAUCAAAUCAAAGGUCUUGUUUUAG